AGCUUCACGGAAGUCCUCAAUCACAUCAUCUUCCCGCACAAGGUGUCUCCCUUCGCCCAUUACAUCGCUGAUGCCCUCGUCCUCGUCGUCUUCAUCCGCCAUCUCCAUCUUCAAGGACACUGAACCCAACCUACGGAUACCUCAUCUGCCAGCCCAGUCCGACCUCAUCUUCUUCAUCUGUCCACACUGCCACAAGCCAAUUUCAAUUCCGCAUCCAUGCGCCUUUUUGUUUUCCCCAUCCUCGCUUUGGCAUUUCCGUGUGCCAUGCUCCCUUUGGCUUCAUCAUUCCCAUUAACCCCCCCGCUCCUUGCCCAUCCUCCGCUUCUUCUGCCAUCUGCGGCCUGCCAUCGGCGCCAUCCAUACAUUCGCUCUUCUUCUUUCUCGUCCACAGGCCUCAUCCUUCUCCUGUUAGUCUGCCAAUGCGCCUACCGUCGCAGUACCAUGUGGGUUCGGUGGGCAUCGUCUGAUUAAGGCGCCGUCUCUUGGAUCGGUCCUUUCUUGCGCCAUCGCGCCUCUGACAGCUGGAUGCCCCAUGCCCGCGGCGCCGCCCCGAGAAAACGUUCAGCAUUGGCAUUAGGCGCCGGAGCAUUGUACAACUUCGUCUCUCAAGAUACUCACCGG
Messenger RNA from Colletotrichum phormii, 621 nucleotides. RefSeq lists its product as uncharacterized. The transcript has a single exon. The coding region runs from base 217 to 471 and encodes 84 amino acids. Lineage: Eukaryota; Fungi; Ascomycota; Sordariomycetes; Glomerellales; Glomerellaceae. The record is from RefSeq and is a predicted model, not a curated record.